AAAGAAGAUUAAGUGUCAUUUGAUUAAUUUAUAUUGAGGUUUUGUUAUCGUAUGUAUAUUUUUAAAAUUUUAAAGGAAAGUAAUGCUUAUCUGUCAAAAUGGCAGCAGCAGCACCACCGCAGGCAUUAGUAAACCGCAAUAAAAAACAUUUCUUAGGUGUACCAGCUCCUCUCGGGUAUGUAGCGGGUGUCGGUAGAGGUGCCACAGGUUUCACCACUCGUUCUGAUAUUGGUCCAGCUCGAGACGCAAACGAUGUUUCGGACGAUAGACAUGCUCCACCAGCUGCGAAAAGAACCAAAAAGAAAGACGAGGAGGAAGAAAAAGAAGAGGAGGAGGAUUUAAAUGAUUCAAAUUAUGACGAAUUCAGUGGAUAUGGAGGAUCUCUAUUUUCCAAAGAUCCUUAUGACAAGGAUGAUGCGGAGGCGGAUGCUAUUUAUGAAGCUAUUGAUAAAAGAAUGGAUGAAAAAAGGAAAGAAUAUAGAGAGAAACGACUCAGGGAAGAAUUAGAAAAAUAUCGACAAGAAAGACCUAAAAUUCAACAACAAUUUUCAGAUUUAAAGAGAGAUUUAGCACAGGUAAGCGAGGAAGAAUGGAAAUCAGUACCAGAAGUUGGUGAUGCUAGGAAUAAGAAACAACGUAACCCUAGAGCAGAGAAGUUUACCCCGUUACCAGAUAGCGUUUUAGCGAGAAAUUUGGGUGGAGAAUCAACGACGUCUCUAGAUCCCAAUUCAGGUUUAUCAAGUAUGGUACCUGGAGUAGCGACGCCUGGUAUGUUGACACCGACUGGAGAUAUGGAUUUACGAAAAAUAGGACAAGCACGUAACACUUUGAUGAACGUCAAAUUAUCGCAAGUAUCUGAUUCGGUAACCGGUCAAACGGUUGUCGAUCCGAAAGGUUAUUUGACUGAUUUGCAAUCUAUGAUACCUACAUAUGGCGGCGAUAUUAAUGACAUCAAAAAAGCUCGUCUACUUUUGAAAUCUGUUAGGGAAACUAAUCCGAAUCAUCCACCGGCUUGGAUUGCAAGUGCUCGACUAGAAGAAGUUACAGGUAAAGUCCAAGCGGCGAGAAAUUUGAUAAUGAAAGGUUGCGAAGUAAAUCCUCAAAGUGAAGAUUUAUGGUUGGAAGCAGCUAGACUAAAUCCCGCUGAUACAGCUAAAGCGAUUAUAGCUCAAGCGGCUAGACACAUUCCGACGUCCGUUAGAAUAUGGAUAAAAGCAGCGGAUCUGGAAACUGAAACGAAAGCUAAACGAAGAGUAUUCAGAAAAGCCUUAGAACACAUACCGAAUUCGGUGCGUCUUUGGAAAGCGGCGGUCGAACUAGAGAACCCAGAAGAUGCUCGGAUUUUAUUAUCCAGAGCUGUGGAAUGUUGUCCGACCGCCGUCGAACUUUGGUUAGCUUUGGCGAGAUUGGAAAGUUACGAAAACGCUAGGAAAGUAUUGAACAAAGCUAGAGAAAAUAUUCCAACGGAUAAACAGAUUUGGACAACGGCGGCUAAAUUGGAAGAAGCGAACGGCAACCAUCACAUGGUAGAAAAGAUCAUAGAGAGAGCCAUAACUUCACUAAGCUCGAACGGCGUUGAAAUUAAUAGAGAACAAUGGUUUAAAGAAGCUGUUGAGAGUGAAAAGGGCGGACACAUCCAUUGUUGUCGCGCUAUCGUUAAAGCUAUAAUUAGUUACGGAGUUGAACCUGAAGAUCAGAAACAUACUUGGAUGGAAGAUGCAGAGAAUUGUAUAAGUCAAAACGCUUUCGAAUGCGCCAGGACUGUAUAUAACAUAGCCCUAGCUACGUUCCCAGGAAAGAAAUCCAUAUGGUUGCGAGCCGCUUAUUUGGAGAAGAGUCACGGUAGCAGAGAAAGUUUGGAAAGUUUAUUACAAAGAGCUGUGGCGCAUUGUCCGAAGAGCGAGGUGUUAUGGUUGAUGGGAGCCAAAAGCAAAUGGUUGGCCGGUGACGUUCCCGCCGCUAGAGGUAUACUAUCUCUAGCUUUCCAAGCGAAUCCGAAUAGCGAAGAAAUUUGGUUGGCAGCCGUUAAAUUGGAAUCCGAAAAUAAAGAAUAUGAAAGAGCGCGAAGACUUUUAGCUAAAGCGAGAGGUUCCGCCCCAACUCCUCGCGUUAUGAUGAAAAGCGCUAAAUUGGAAUGGUCCCUUAACGAUUUAAAGGGCGCCCUCCAAUUAUUGGAUGAAGCCUUAAAAGCGUUUCCUAAUUAUCCAAAAUUGUGGAUGAUGGUUGGUCAAAUACACGAACAGAAAAAAGAUCUUUCGAAAGCUUUCGACGCUUACAAUGCCGGUAUAAAGAAAUGCCCGGAUUCGAUAUCACUGUGGCUGUUGCUUUCCAGAUUGGAAGAGAAACGAGGACUUUUGAUAAAAGCUAGAUCCGUUUUGGAAAAAGCUCGAUUGAGGAAUCCCAAAGUGGAUGAAUUAUGGUUGGAAGCGGUGAGAGUUGAAAUGAGAGCCGGUAUGAAAGACAUAGCGAAUGCAAUGAUGGCCAAAGCGAUACAGGAAUGUCCUACUUCCGGUAUACUAUGGGCGGAAAGUAUAUUUUUGGAACCAAGACCGCAAAGGAAAACGAAAUCGGUGGAUGCUUUAAAAAAAUGCGAACACGAUCCUCAUGUACUUUUAGCUGUUAGUAAACUAUUUUGGUCGGAAAGGAAAAUAGGUAAAUGCAGGGAAUGGUUCCAGAGGACGUUGAAAAUCGAACCGGAUUUAGGAGACGCUUGGGCUUAUUGGUAUAGAUUCGAACAACUUCACGGUACCAAGGAACAACAAGAAGAAGUUAAACAGAGGUGCAUAGUAGCCGAACCUCAUCACGGUGAAUUGUGGUGUUUGGUAUCGAAAAAUAUCAAAAAUGUCGGUCUGAAUACAGAGCAAGUUUUGAAACUCGUCGCCAAAGAACUACCCAUUCCAGUGUAGAUUGUGUAACGUUUAUUUAAGAAGUUGUAAUUGAAAUAAUAAUGUUGAUAAUUUGAUGCAAAAGCACUUAGAAAUAAGCGAAAUGAAUUUAUUUGAUUUUUCUUGUAUUUGUAACAAAUGUAUAACCAUAGAGUAUGUUGUUCAAUUGAAAUUUGUAAUUUUUUUUAAAUGUUUCAAUUUUUUUGUUGAAAGUAUUUCGCAUAUCAAAUACAACGUAUUCUAUUUUGUUUGAGCGGUUUAUAUUAGUUUUUAGUGGCUUUCAAAUGUAAUUAUUAAAAGUUUGUAGAAUUUUUUUAAUGAAACGACUUGGCACUGAAUGUCCUGUAGCUAAUCAGUUUGUUAUCUCUUUCAAUAGGGGACUUCUUCUUCUCUAUAACUUAACAUGAUCUUUCGAGGAUCAUAGUAUUGGGAUUUCAGUUAUUUCAGCACAUUCUAUUAUCUCCUUUUUUAUGUGGCGGUGUCAAUUCAUUUUCUUCCCAAUUUGUUGUGUUCCAUGCUAUAUUGAAUAUCUUUAAUAACCAUUCCUUUCUUGUUUGUCCUAAAUAUUCUAUCAUUUCCGCUUCUAUUUUGAUUUUCUCUAUCGUUUCUUCCACUUAAUCUUCUUUUAUUUCAUGUAUUAUCCUUCUAUCAUCUUAUAAUUUCCCGUCAUCCUCCAAUUCUUCUUCUUUUGAUAUGUUUUUAUAGCUAUAUUUUUUAUUCUAGUUCACCGAAUCUUCUAUCCAUUCCAUCUAGGGAUUUCCUUCUAUUUUCCUUUGUGCCUAUUUCUGCUUCUGGUGUUGUUGCUACCUCCCCAAUUACCCUUUCCUUCAUCAAUGGGGUAUUUGAGUUCAAAAAUUUUUUGACAUUGAUUAUAUUAAUUUUCAAGGUAUCUUAAUGUGUAAGCAAACAUUAUAUCAUUAAAUUAAAACCAUAUUGAGACCCCUCAAUCAUUUUGCAAUAUUAUAUUGUAUUUUUUUAAUGUUUGGGCCAAAGUUGCCUUGAAUUGGGGAAACUUUGUCCCAUACUUUCAAACCAUAUAAAACUAUGUUUAGUAUUGGUUGGGCUAAACUUAGACAAGAUAAAAUUACAACCAGACAUAUUAGUUUGUGUUUUAACCUGCUUUUACUUCAAAAAUAUCCAUGAAAUGAUGAGAAAUGGGAAUAAAUGAAACGGACUUCAUAUUAUUGAAAAAAAAAAAAUUGUAUUGUACAAAAAAAGAUAUCAGUUUACAUCAUAUUUACAUACUAGUUGUCCAGUGCUGGCACAUGGAACUGGUUCCUCUUUAAAGCUAUUUUUGGAGGAUUGAUCUUCUGACAAACAUCCACCCAGUCGUAAGUCAGGCAAACUUGUGUCUUUUUUCCAUGCAUUCAACUAUAGGUCCUUCUUCGGACAAACUAACAAUUUUGCCAAGGUAUUUCUGUCCAUCAUACUUAACCACUACAAAGUUAUCAAUAGCAAAGUCUUCAGGUUUAAACGCAACUGGUGUUUCUUCAUCAUUAGGCCUGUGAACAGGUAUGCCUACUACUUCCUGUAAUAUUUCUUCCAGAUCGGAAAAUGUUUCGCUUUGCCCACCAGACUCUAGCACCAUCUCAACAUCUUCUUCAUAUGAAGAAGAGUUUUGUUUUUCUUCUUGGAAACUUGUGUUUUCUUUGACGCACUGGUAGAAAGUCUGUUUAUCCACGGGCUGGUUUUCUGGAAGACGGUCUAGUUUUAAGGGAUGGAAUCCAUAUUUGGCAAAUCCAGACGUCAAAUUGUCUCUUCGCUUCUCUUCCAAACUUGCCAUUAGCUCUUUUAGCAAUCGUGGAAACAAAUCUUUAGAGAUCGUUGCUCCAGUAAGGUUCGUCUCAUCGUAUUUGAAUAUAUUAUUUCGGGGAACAUCUGAGGUUAUCAAUGUAAUUUUCGAUGAGAGAAGCAUCUACUUCGGCUCUGACCUUUUUGAUAUUGGAACUUAUCCUACGAGUCAGAUUCUCACGUCUUUUUAAGAAGGCUUUUGUCCAUUCAUCACCAGGGAGAUUGUUUUUGAACUGAAAAAUGUGGACACCCGUUUUUGUCCAAAUAGCUUUUGACUGCAUAACGAAAAUCCAUUUCAACUACAAGGAACCCAUAGUCUGACAUUUUAAUUAAAUGUUGUUCGAAAACAUGCUCAUCUUCAUCAUUAAAGAUUCUUGCACAUCCUACAUUUUUUGUAUGAGUCCCUUUAAAUUUGUUCUUUAUCGUAGAUCUACGUAUUCUAUACCUUUUUCUGCAGCUCUUUGGGUUAAGUCACCUGACCUACUAGCCUCUAAGCACUCCUCUAACACUUCUGGUUUGUAAUUGGCGUAAUUUCUUGUUCCAAGAGGUUUUAUUCGAUUUCUCGGCAUAUUUUCUGCAAAAAGAAUCCAAAAAUUAGUGCUUACAAUUGUAAUAAAAAUAUUUUAAGUGGUUUUGUGUAAGAAACUGCUUAUAAAAUACUAUUCAAGUAAUAUACCUAUCGAAAAUAUGAGUCUUGGGGUAACUUUGGCCCAGUCACCAUUUUGGGCCAAAGCUACCCCAACUACUGGGCCAAAGUUACUUCAACUCUGGACCAAAGAUGUCAUGAAAUAGUAGAAUCGAAUUAUUUUGUAUAAACAAAGGUAACAACAGCGUUAUUACACCAAAAAUACUUGAAACAAUUGAAUAUAUAAUAUUAUUAUACACCUGCCUGGUAGUAGCUCUGCAAGAAUUAGCGUUCACAAGUAAAAGUUGGGAGACAACAAAUUUCACCACUUUCUCACAGUAAAGAUGGAGCGACACUGGAGGGGUUGUGAGAUAUGGAACUAAUCUUCCACUUCAUCAACAGGUGGGUCAGUGGUGCUACCUAUCCAGUAAUGGGUAAACUAGGUCGAUAACAAUACAGCACAGCAAAACUUUUUCUAACUUUGGGCCAAUGUCCUUAAAGGGCCAAUCUUACCCCAACAGACGGUAUUGCUUCUUUUACUUAGUACUUCUUUCUUUUUUUAAUACACCCCGUAUAUUAAUACUGUUUAUUAUUUUUACAGUUAAAAUUUAUCUACUUUAUAAAUAAAUUAAUUAAUAAAUAUGAAAGUUGUACGACCUUGUAUAUAUUUUUUAUUAAAUAAAUUUCAAUAAUUAAAACAAAU
Messenger RNA from Diorhabda carinulata, 6004 nucleotides. It is a transcript of the gene Prp6, whose product is annotated as pre-mRNA-processing factor 6. Gene Ontology annotation, molecular function: protein binding. Bases 99 to 2906 code for a protein of 935 amino acids. The record is from RefSeq and is a predicted model, not a curated record. Gene Ontology annotation, biological process: spliceosomal tri-snRNP complex assembly; mRNA splicing, via spliceosome. Lineage: Eukaryota; Metazoa; Arthropoda; Insecta; Coleoptera; Chrysomelidae. The transcript has 5 exons. Gene Ontology annotation, cellular component: U4/U6 x U5 tri-snRNP complex; catalytic step 2 spliceosome.